ACUGCGUUAGAUCAAUAGCAUGCCUCAAUUCGCGAGCAAGGAUUGGCUAUGCUGCGUCAUAGGUAGCGUUCACGUAACCUCAGUGCGUAUCGAUAUGCACCACUAGCGCAAUCCCGUCUUUGCAGGUCCCGGCACCCUUUGUUUAAGCCGAGCAUGUGCCACUUGCCGAGGCCAAACCGAUUCAGCCAUCGUCAUCUCCAAUCAUCCCGAAAAUGCGUUCCUUUUACUUUUAACAAACAUCGCAACUAUCUGCCAUGCCCCGAUAAUUCAAACACCGUAUACAAACCAAUGACCCGAUAACGUCUCCGAGUACGUCCUAACCUCUCGAAAGUCGCCGUCGCUUCUCCUCUUUGUAUCGCAGCGACGCGAAACCGACCGAGCUUCCCUCCCUCUCUCCCUCUCUCCCUCCCUCUUCUCCUAACCCCAGUGCCAAGAUGGAACCGCCAUCGGCGUCGGCGCUCGAAGGCCUCAAGGCCGCAGUCGAGCAAGUAAUUCUCAACCCGGCGUACCACGACAUCCUCGCCGUCGUAAAGGGGGCUCGCAACGGCGCCGUGUACGGGGCCAAGGUGCGCUUCCCGCACGCGCUGGUGAUGGUGUUUCUGUUCCGGUCCGGCACCAUUCGGGAGAAGGUUUCGCUGGUGGUCCGCGCCACGCGCACGCAUGCGCAGAACCUCGCGCGCUUUGCCGUUAUCUAUAAGCUGGUGUGCUUCCUGCUGAAGCAGUACGGGCCGACACCCGGGAAGGCAGGGCGGUACGAUUCGUUCAUGGCCGGGCUACUAGGCGGGUACGUGGUAUUCGGCGGGCGAUCACGGCGCACCGGCAAGGUUCCCAGCGUCAACCAGCAGAUUGUGAUUUACGUGUUCGCGCGCGUCGUGCUAGCGCUUGCGCGGCUCGCCGUCAAGCCAGAGGGCGGUACGGGGCUACCGCUGGUGUCGCGGCAGGGCGUCUCCGAGUCUAUAACGCGCUAUGCUUGGCCCGUCUUUGCGUCGCUCUCGUGGGCUAGUGUAAUGCAUCUAUUCCGUUAUCACCCCGACGACCUGCAACCAUCGCUUCGUGGCAGCAUGACGUAUAUCUACCAACAGUCAGACCAUUGGGAUAGCCUAAGGAAUUUCAUUUGGCAUAACAAAUAGCGGGUUGUUUAAAAACGGAAUCAUAGGAGCGCAUGGGAGAGAUCUGGAAAUGGGCUCCACUACUAUACGAUAUCACCAGAGGCGUUUGUGUUGAAUUCUUGGAUGUUAUAUUAACACAUACGGCUGUGCGCAUUUAGCAUGGGCAAACAGCCAGGUUCCCAUUGAUGACGCGAGCAGCACGGAAGAAGACGGAUAUCCUUCGGCUUGACGGGGGAUCGACUAUAGCAACCAUGUAUAAUCCUCGACAAGAUUCAGCCCCAACCCCCCUUGCUGCUAUAAGCCGCCUUAUUCGCUUAAACUAAUUGUCACCCAUUGGUACUAU
This is a messenger RNA of Daldinia decipiens, 1452 nucleotides long. Its product is annotated as peroxisomal membrane protein 4. The record is from RefSeq and is a predicted model, not a curated record. The transcript has a single exon. Bases 435 to 1130 code for a protein of 231 amino acids. Lineage: Eukaryota; Fungi; Ascomycota; Sordariomycetes; Xylariales; Hypoxylaceae. Gene Ontology annotation, cellular component: peroxisomal membrane.